AAAUAGACAGGUAGUCGUGUAACAACUGCAACCCUAUAUAAAUUCCUAAAGAUGUAUCUAUUCCCUCCCCUCCAUUUUCCCCCUCUUUCUCACUUUCUCUUUUGUUUUUUUUUAAGAAAAAAAAAACCCUCUAUACUCUCACUCACACACACACACAUACACACACAUAUAUAUAUAUUGAAUGACUAAUUCAUCAAUUUUACAAUCAAUUAGUCUAGUGUUAACAUUAGCUAUUUCAAUUCUUCCUAAGGCAUAUACACAGAAUACAAAUUCGGGAUCGCCUUCUUCUGACAGUGCACCUGCUCAAGUUCCUCCUACAUGGCUUUCUGACGUAGUCCCAUUAGCUGGAAAUGUUCAAUCCUAUCCUAAGGAUAACUCAUCUAUACCAACAGGUUCAUUACCGGUGAUUGAUUUUAAUGCAGCUGGAUAUCCUAGUAGUUGGAAGAUGCCUCCUACAACUUCAGCAGAAGUUCAGGCCGUUAUUCGGGCGAUUGAUUGGUCCAAAGUGCCCAAUAGUCCUGUUCGUAAAGCAAAAUCGAAUGGUGAUCUAGAUAUGUCUGGUUAUGAUUCAUCUGAUCCUGAUUGCUGGUGGAGUGCUACAGGUUGUGUUCAAUCAAAGAAUCCUCUUAUUCCUCCUGAUGUAUCUGCUUGUCCUCAAGUAGGAGAUUGGGGUUUAACUUAUGAUGAUGGACCUCUUACAGAAUCAGAUGGGGGCAUUUGGGCUGAACCGCAUCUUUAUGAUUUUUUGGCUUCUCAAAAUCAAAAAGCUGGAUUAUUUUACAUAGGAUCAAAUGUAAUUGCUGCUCCAGCUGCGGCACAACGCGCUUUAGCGAGUGGCCACACAUUAUGUGUUCAUACUUGGUCUCAUCCUGCUAUGACAUCACUUUCAAAUGGAAGCGUUGUAGCCGAAUUGUAUUGGACAAUGAAGGCAAUCAAGGAGAUAACAGGUGUUACUACCAAGUGCUGGAGACCUCCUUAUGGUGACGUUGAUGAUCGUGUUCGUGCUAUUGCUUGGCAAAUGGGCUUACAAACGAUUCUCUGGGAUGAAGACACUGAUGACUGGAAUAUGCCUGGUGAAGGUGGAGGAAAGUUACCACCAAGCACAGUGGAUGGCUACUUUGAAAACUGGAUCACAGAUCGUAAGAACGGAAAAGAUAAUAAGACAGGUCAUAUUGUUCUUCAACAUGAACUUAAUAAUUCUACUGUCUUGAUGGCUGAAAAAUGGCUUCCACGGAUCAAGCAAGUAUUCAAUGUAGUUCCCUGGAAUCAAUGUUUUAAUAUUUCCCAUCCUUAUUGGGAAACCAAUUUCGUCUAUCCCAUCAAUGAACAAAAUAGUUACAAUAGCACUGCUGAAACAACUCGUUCUUUAGUUAAUUCUCAUUCUACCGUUACUACUGAUAACGCUCUGGUUAGCGCUUCUUCUUCUUCAAUUAUUCCUUCUGCUAAUACUGUCAGUGCUAGCUCUACUAUUUCUACUUCCAAAUCUAUUUUUUAUACAUAUAUUUUUUUUAUUCAUUUUUUGUUAUUUCCAUUUUAAACAUAUAAUUCUAAUUAUAUUAUUAAAUAUUGAUCGUUAUAUUUAUAUAUUUGCUUCAAAUAAAAUUGUCUAAUAUUUAUCUUUUUAACUACUCUUU
Molecule: messenger RNA, 1634 nt
Organism: Cokeromyces recurvatus
Lineage: Eukaryota; Fungi; Mucoromycota; Mucoromycetes; Mucorales; Mucoraceae
Exons: 3
Coding region: 182-1537 (451 amino acids)
Biological process (GO): carbohydrate metabolic process
Cellular component (GO): membrane
Molecular function (GO): chitin deacetylase activity
Source: RefSeq, a predicted model, not a curated record